Messenger RNA from Crotalus tigris (Tiger rattlesnake), 2653 nucleotides. RefSeq names its product ribonuclease P/MRP subunit p21 (gene RPP21). The transcript has 7 exons. Gene Ontology annotation, cellular component: nucleolar ribonuclease P complex. Gene Ontology annotation, biological process: tRNA processing. The record is from RefSeq and is a predicted model, not a curated record. NCBI's taxonomy places the organism in Eukaryota, Metazoa, Chordata, Lepidosauria, Squamata, Viperidae. The coding region runs from base 266 to 790 and encodes 174 amino acids.
ACCGGAAAAAAGAUGCACUCCGGUAGCUUCGAGCGACGGACUUGGAGAGACUCUGCGCGCGGAAUUAGGAAGCCGGUUCUAUGGCACUUUAAUCAGCUUGGACCAGUGCAAUCAGACGACAGGGGGGUUCGCUUUGUUUUGUUUCUGUGACUAUCAGAUUCUUUCCUCUUUCCACGGUCAAGAGUUCAUCCUCUGUCUACUAAAAAAGGUUGUGCUUCUUUAGCAAAACAAAAGAAGAAGAAAGCUGGUCUCCAGGUUACACAGCAUGAUAAAGGACAAAGAAGCGUUUCAGAGACUGAAUUUCCUCUAUCAGGCAGCGCAUUGUGUGCUUGCCCAAAACCCAGAUAACCAAGAGUUGGCUCGUUUCUACUGUCAAACCCAAAACAACAUUAGCCGACGGCUCGUCCUAAGACAGGACCCUUCCGUGAAAAGGACCAUCUGCAAAUCCUGCUUCUCUCUUCUUGUUCCUGGAAUCAGCUCAACUGUUCGCCAACGAAAGCGCCGUCAUCAGCGCUGGACUGUUGUGCAGUGCCUGAACUGUGGCUUGAGCAAGCGUUUCCUCAGUAAUCCUGGCUACAAGUUGUGGUCGGAGCAGCCGGAGUCAUUGCUGGAGAAUCAGACGCCAGCCGGUGCAGGCCCCAAAGGCCAGAUCCCCAAUCCAGCACAAGAGCCACAAAAGGCCUCCAAAAUGGGAAAGGCAACAGUCCCAAGUUCCAGUCCGUGCAGCCAUGUUGCCUCCGAGGAGAUCACAGUGGGCACCCAAUCAAUAGGAGCAAAGAGUGGGAAGUGACGUCUCCCUUGGGAUUGUUCCAUUUCCAGACAGGCAAGUAAGUGGCUGUAGUCCAGGAAUGAAUCCCCUGCCUUGGAUGGAAGAAAUCAGGAAGACGACGUUCAGGGCAGAGGAAGUCAAGGAAUACACUUUCCAAAAGUUCAACGUGCUACUUGAAGAACUUCAGUGAAUUUGGUGACCUUAAUUUUAGGAUAAAGUUGGCAUCUUUGCUGAUCUAAUCUUUUGUGUGUUUUACUUUCUUUUUUUUUAAGUUUUAAGAUGACUGUUUUUGACAUGUUAAUUGUUUCCUAUUUUUUGCUGUACAAUGCUGGUUCACCUCUGGUGAGAUGGGCAGCCAUAUGUCAUUUAAUAAAUAAAUAUACACUGUAUAUGACAACUAGAUAGACAGAAGAGCAGCCCACCCCACGCUCUAGUCUUGAAAGUUUCUUCAGUGUAGCUUAUUUGUGUUUUAUUUGUUGGUUAGUUUGUUUGUUUGUUAAAUUUAUUUGCCACCUAUCUCACUGUGGGGCUUUUCUACCAUCACUGGCUAAGAAUGUGCUCUUUUUUCCACCUCUGUGACCAGAGGGGUGCCUCUUUUCCAAUACUGCCAGUUGUGAUUUCAGCUUCUGGCACUAUUGAGCUAGGCCAGGUGUAGGCAACCUUGGCUCUUUUAUGACUCGUGGACUUCAACUCCCAGAAUUCCUGAGCCAGCCAUGCUGAGGGGAAAGGUUUCCAAGCUGAGCCAUGCUGGCUCAGGAAUUCUGGGAGUUGAAGUCCACGAGUCAUAAAAGAGCCAAGGUUGCCUACCCCUGGUCUAGGUGCACCCUCAGAACUGAAGCUCUGCUGAUGUUCCUAUCAAAAGAACUUAGUGAAAAGGUGAGAAAGGAAAGAGUCUCAGUCUCAUAUCACUUUUGUGUACCCGAUAAAUACAGGAAACCGGAAAUAAAUUUGUUUUUAAAACAUGUGUACAGUACUUGCAUUGUGCUUUCUACCAAGUUGGUUCAAUUUAUCCUUUUCCGCUUAGGGGAAGUGCUAAAGCUAAAAGUGUAUACUUUGGUUUAAAGUUAUGAGACUGUCAGCCCUUCAAAGUUAGGAAACAGACCUGUCAACUAUUAUUGGAAUUCUACUUUUGUUGCCAGCUAUAACAACAGAGCUGAACACCUGCCAAAUUCCCUUUGCAGUCUCUUCUACCAUACAGAAUCAACGAGGGAUUAUUCUGAGUUUCUUUUAUUUCUCUCCUUUCCCAAGGCUGAGAUGUCACUUACUUUUAUCUGCUAAAGGUUCUUGCACUGUAUUCCUGUGUCAAUGUUAUCGCUGCCUUCGUCCAUAGAAACUGGGAACAAUUUUAUUGACUUGGACUGGAUAGUUAUGGAUAUCCAGGGAGAAUUCUUUCUUUAGACCAGAAGCCAAUAAAUGAAAUGUGCUCGGCCAGGCUGUUGGGAGAAGUCAAGUCUGAAUCCUGAAGUUUCCAAGUUCCAUCUUGGUUCUGUCUUCCUUUAUAUGCUGCACGGCAUAUAAUGUUAUUAUUGUCAAGAAUGAAACUUUGGCAGCUACAUGACUCUUCAUUUCAACCUGCCAUUAGAAGGGGGGGGGCGAAGUGUUGCUUUAGAAGUGUUUAGAUGGAGAAAUGAAACUUUUUUUGAUUCUGCUGAAGACCGUGAGAGCCUGAACCAUUUCCAAGGACACUGCAGCAGGUGUGGAAGAGAAGCAGACAGUUCCCAUAACAAACUGAAAUUGUUUACAGGGACUAUGAGAGGGCAGGGGGUUGGGCGAAAAGACUAUUGUUUAAUUCUUUGAUCUGGUGUCUUUAAACCUCAGAGCGAAUUUUGCUUCGACAGUACCAUGCCAUGUAUUCAAUAAACAGUAAGAUUUUCGGAAAUGAAA